AUGAAGCCCUCACCCUCACCCUCACCCUCACCAUCACGCAAGGCCAAGGUCAACUUCAACGUAAUAAUCGUCGGUGGCUCGAUCGCAGGCCUCACGCUCGCCCACUGCCUCGCCAAGCUCCCGAACGUGGACUUCGUCAUUUUGGAAAAGAGAGCGGAAAUUGCUCCCCAGGAGGGUGCCUCGAUCGGUAUCUUGCCACACGGCGGACGCAUCUUAGACCAAUUGGGCCUUUUUGAAGAGAUUCAGAGACAUGUUGAGCCGCUGACUACAGCGCAUGUUUCGUACCCUGAUGGGUUUCGCCAUACCAAUCGGUCGCCCACAGUGCUUCUUGAGCGGUUUGGGUUGCCCCUGGCGUUUCUAGAACGGCGCAAGCUGUUGGAUAUUCUGUAUACAUCUCUACCGGAUACUUCGCGUGUGCUUCUUGAAAAACGCGUCGUUUCUGUAGAGCAGGAGUAUGAUGGUAGGAACAGCAUGACUGUCCGGACGCAUGAUGGAUCCAAAUACCAUGGUGACCUUGUCGUCGGGGCGGAUGGAGUGCAUAGUCGAGUACGUCGUGAGAUGUGGCGUCUUGCUGAACUUGAGCAGCCGGGUCUUGUCACAGCACGAGAGAAGAAUAGUCUGUCCUCUAAGCCCCUUGAUCUCAAGAGUGUAACUGCUAAGUUGGUGGUAGGUUUGAAAGUCGACUACGCCUGCAUUUUCGGUAUAUCAGACUCAUUUCCAAAUCUCCUCCCAGGAGAGCAAGUAGCGAGUCUGCACAACGGAAGAUCAUUCCUCACAUUUCCCGGAAAAGACGGCCGAGUGUUUUGGUUCUUCCUCCGAAAGCUCAACAAGCAAUACCCCUAUAUUUCUGCACCGCGAUGGUCAUCGACAGACAUAGAGAAAAUUGCUGAGCUGUUUGCAGCCGAUCAUAUCUGGAAUGGGGUUCAAUUCGGCGAUCUCUGGAAGCGGAGACAGGUGGUUGGUAUGACGAACCUCGAAGAAGGUGUCUUUUCCACAUGGCACUGCGGCCGUGUUGUCUGUAUUGGUGAUAGCAUGCAUAAGGUACCUACAUCACUCCACAUAAUGGUUAUGGUUCAGCUAACAGGGUUGGGAAGAUGGCACCCAACACAGGACAAGGAGCCAACUGCGCAAUCGAAGACGCCGCAGCACUUGCCAAUGCCAUCAGCAUGGCCAUCAAACACGACUACCACUCAUCUCAAGCAGAAGUUCACUUUCUUCUCCAAUCCGUCAGUAAAACCCGGCUGGCUCGGAUACAGGAAAUUUACAAGUCCGCCCGCCUAG
Aspergillus nidulans FGSC A4 is the source of this 1281-nucleotide messenger RNA. Its product is annotated as FAD-dependent oxidoreductase. Bases 1 to 1281 code for a protein of 426 amino acids. Gene Ontology annotation, molecular function: FAD binding; monooxygenase activity. The transcript has 2 exons. The record is from RefSeq and is a predicted model, not a curated record. NCBI's taxonomy places the organism in Eukaryota, Fungi, Ascomycota, Eurotiomycetes, Eurotiales, Aspergillaceae.